AGAGAGCAGACACACAGAGAAAGAAAAAGCAGUGGAAUACUUUUAACUACUUUUGACUUCACUUUCUUUAACUGUACUGCUGUGUUUUAAUCUUCUCCUGCUGGUGUCGACACAUUGGGCUUGGGGAUUUGGCUUUGGUGCUAGGGUGCUCUUGUGUGUAUCGGCCAGGCCAGUGCAGCCACAGUGAUGAACUGGUCGGGACUGGAGAGUCUGCUGAGUGGAGUCAAUAAAUACUCCACUGCGUUCGGGAGGAUUUGGCUGUCCAUGGUGUUUGUGUUCCGUGUCCUGGUGUUUGUGGUGGCAGCACAGAGGGUUUGGGGUGAUGAAAGCAAAGACUUUGUUUGUAACACUCGACAGCCUGGCUGCACCAACAUCUGCUAUGACCACAUCUUCCCCAUCUCCCACAUCCGUUUGUGGGCGCUGCAGCUGAUUUUUGUCACCUGCCCGUCUCUGAUGGUGAUGGCUCACGUCAAAUACCGCGAAGGAAAAGACAGGAAGUAUGUGGAACUGCACCAAGGCUCUCACCUGUACGCCAACCCUGGCAAGAAGAGAGGGGGUCUGUGGUGGACCUAUCUGCUGAGUUUGGUCUUCAAAGCUGGAUUCGACACAUCAUUUCUUUACAUCCUCUAUCGGAUAUACCAUGGAUAUGAUCUGCCUAGGUUAUCCAAGUGUUCCCUGGAGCCCUGCCCCAACACCGUGGACUGCUUCAUCAGUCGUCCAACGGAGAAAAAGAUCUUCAUGUUGUUCAUGGUUAUUUCCAGUGCGCUUUGCAUCUUCAUGUGUAUCUGCGAGAUGAUUUAUCUCAUCGGCAAACGCAUCUCCAAGCUGGUAAGCGUGCGCCAUGACAAUGAACGCAUCCUAUUCGCUGACCAUCAUGAGUUAACCAACAUGGCACCGCCCAGGUCCCAGUAUUCUAAAACUGAUCCAAGGCUGUCAGACAGCCAGCUCAGUUUAAACAAGAGGGAGAAGAUCAGAGAAGGAGGCAUCAGCACGACCCUGUAGGACUCAGGGUGUCCAAACCACAGGUUCAUUCUGUACAGGUGGCCAAAUGACAGGACCAGAAGUCACCUGAUAACGAUAUUAAAGCAAGACUGAUUUUACUGAGAUUUUAACUGUGUAUUGUGAUCCUGUGACCCAGCUGAUCAUGAAACAUUUGUGACUUUCCGUUGGACGGCCCUCCAACACUGGCUGGUUGUUUGCUGUAGAACACUGUAAAAAGAAAAGGACUGCUGAUGUUACUAUGUCCGGAUGUCACAUUUCUACCUUUGUACCAGCUGAUAGCUGACAAUACAAAGACAGACAUCCAGGAGCUGGCUUUUAUACGUGUUGUGAUAUUGCAAUUGUGUUUGAAGGCAUUGCUGCUUGAUUGCUGUUGAUCAUGAUUCAGUGUCAAUAUGUCAGGUAUGUCACAUUACAUAUAACACCUCACUGUAAGUAUGGUAAAUUGCAGCACUUUUCUUGGUAUCUUCAGAGCUGUUAAUAGUUUUUUUAAUUGUGUGACUGAGAAAAGGCUUCCGCUGCUGUGUUUGUUCAUGCUUUUUUUUUUUUUUCAACAAAAGGGACCAAAAUGUCAACAGGGAUUUGCUGAGCUGAUGCCCAGAACAGUGAAAUUUAACUCUUUUUGUGAGCUUAAGUUAAUUAUGUUUUGGUAACAAGUUAUGAUAUUGUUUGCGUAAGAUAAUAGGCAAACUUGUGCACUGAAAAUAAAAGUUAUUAUAUUGCUCGCACAAGCAACACAUUCUCAUCCCAAAUCAUCAAAUACCGCAGUUUUGUCAGUGGAUCUUCAUGUCCAAAUAUGACAUGCUAGGUACUGCCAGUUUAGUUCAGUGCUCUGCUGUCUUGAGGGGGGAUAAAAUGAUUUAAUGUUGUGGCUCUUCUACACUUUCCAAAUGUUAUCAGACUGAAUUGAUCAGCUUCCCAACAUUGAAAUAAGUCAUGAAACAAGCCAUUUUGAAGGGUUUAUCACAUGAUAAAAAUAAAUAAAAAUGCUUCCAUUGAUUUACAUACAUCUCUUUUACAAUGUAAGUCAAUAGGAAAAGGUAUUUUUGGGCCCCACUGUAAGAGUUUUUUGGCAAUACUAACUGCUGCCAGCCAGUGUAUUUCAUACCACCACAGAGAAUGACUGUGUGCAUCAGCCUCCAACGCCGAUGUCCACUGACAAAGCAAUAGGAUUUAAGGGGGUUGGUUGUUGCCCCCUGCCUCCAAAACUGAAUCCGUCCAGGAUGUAUCAUACUGCUGUGAAAGGUGCCUCUUUGUUUCUUUAUCUGAUGCCGAGAUCACUGACAUGGUAUUUGACGAGUAUGGAGUGAGUAGAGGAUCCACAAGGUAAUAUUUUGUGCAAACAAGGGAAAAAAGACACACUGAUUUAAUUCUAACAUAAAUUGGGGUACUACCAACUACUUGGGGUCAGGGAGAAUUUUUGCCCAAAUAUUCACUGUAAUGAAAAAUAGGACUUAUUUUUAGUUAUUUUUAGAAAUGUGUCAAUAUCAGAUAAAAAGAUUCAUACAAUAUUUUUUAUGACUUAGAAAAAAAUACUUUAAGACAUUUUAAGACAAAUCAAGGCCUGCUUUUUAGAUUGAUUAAUUCAACACCUUUAAGACUUUUUAAGGCUCUGCGGGGACCCUGCUAGAUUUGAAUAUUUGCUGAGAGGACAUUUCUAACCAGUUUGUUGUACAGGCUGGGCACUAGCUGAGCUGGUGGAGUGAUGUUACAGGACAAGGUCAUUUAUACUUUUAUCUUUGGUUAAAUUCUCUGAGAAAAAGCAGGUUAUUCAACUGGAAUAUCAUGAUAUGGUCCAAUAUUUUCUUUUACGACUUGCUUUUAUUGACCCAUGCAGUUAUUCUAUAUUUGAUUGUCUGUAAAUUAAAAUGCUAAAAAGCGC
Molecule: messenger RNA, 2881 nt
Organism: Plectropomus leopardus (leopard coralgrouper)
Lineage: Eukaryota; Metazoa; Chordata; Actinopteri; Perciformes; Serranidae
Gene: gjb9a
Product: gap junction protein beta 9a
Biological process (GO): cell-cell signaling
Cellular component (GO): connexin complex
Molecular function (GO): gap junction channel activity
Source: RefSeq, a predicted model, not a curated record